Lepus europaeus (European hare) is the source of this 1636-nucleotide messenger RNA. RefSeq names its product ankyrin repeat and MYND domain-containing protein 2-like. NCBI's taxonomy places the organism in Eukaryota, Metazoa, Chordata, Mammalia, Lagomorpha, Leporidae. The record is from RefSeq and is a predicted model, not a curated record. The transcript has a single exon. The coding region runs from base 1 to 963 and encodes 320 amino acids.
AUGCGUUUUCAACAUGACUGUGUGACCAUAAUCAACAAUUUCUUCCCACGAGAGAGACUGGAUUAUUACACCAAGCCCCAGGGACUGGAUAAAGAGCCAAAGCUGCCCCUGAAGUUGGCAGGCCCGCUGCAUAAGGUCAUCACCACCACGAACCUUCACCCUGUCAAGAUCGUGAUGCUGGUGAAUGAGAACCCCCUGCUGGCGGAAGAAGAGGCCCUGAAAAUGUGCUACAGAGUGAUGGACCUGAUCUGUGAGAAGGGCAUGAAGCAGAGAGACAUGAACGAAGUGUUAGCCAUGAAAAUGCACUACCUCAGCUGCAUCUUUCAGAAAUGCAUGAACUUCCUAAAAGAUGGAGAGAACAAACUGGACACCUUGAUCAAGAGCUUGCUAAGGGGCCGCGCUGCUGAUGGCUUCCCAGUGUAUCAAGAGAAAGUCGUGAGAGAGAGCAUCAGGAAGUUCCCGUACUGCGAAGCCACGCUCCUGCAGCAGCUGGUGCGGAGCAUCGCCCCUGUGGAAAUUGGCUCCCAUCCCACUGCAUUCUCCAUCCUCACCCAAGCCAUCACCGGGCAGGUGGGUUUUGUGGAUGUUGAAUUUUGCACCACCUGUGGAGAAAAAGGAGCAAGUAAACGGUGUUCAGUGUGCAAAAUGGUAAUCUACUGUGAUCAAACCUGCCAGAAGACACACUGGUUUGCACAUAAGAAAAUCUGUAAGACUCUGAAGGACGUCUACGAGAAGCAACAAUCGGAAGCUGCCAAAGAGAAGAGUCGAGAGGAGAUCAAUGGCAAACUUGACGUCAAUUCCAAUUGUGUGGAUGAAGAGCAGCCAGAAGCCGCAGCGGGAGUCCCCCAGGAGGAUCCCAGUCUGAAGGACUGUGUGGACGGGGAGAAAGAGCCUCGCCCGAGUGAGGCUGGGGUGGAAGGCGGACGGGAUGCCCCCGCAGAUCCACAGGCGUCUGAGGAGUGAAACGCACCGCAGGUGUCUGCAUGGAUGGCCUGCACCCUGGCUGGCAGCCCGGAAACUCUUGUGACUGUGUCCUCGAUGCCCAUGACACCUGCAUGGCCCCAGGCAGGACUCCACAUUGCGUAGAAUAGAGGCUUUCUCUGGUAGCCUGUUGGCCUCAUCCUCACGUCCGCUUCGUGGCUGUUCUACGAUACAACAGAUAUUCCCUAUGGAAAACAUUUGCUUUCAAAACCCAGAGAAACCAUGUCUAGGCCCUUUUGGAGGCUGGCUCCCCAGCUGUGGCUGUCAAAGGAAAAUAAAUCCCCUGUAAGAUGAAAAUGUCACCUUCAGGGAACAAAGGGACCAGCAGAGUGGACGUGGGGGAGAGGAGGUUUUCAGGAAACGCAGAGGCACUAAGCCUGAGAUGGAACAUUGGAAAACUGUAACUUACAUGUGGAUCAAGGUCACAUAAAGAGCGCUCACAGGAGCAAGGUUCUACUUUGUAAGACACAGCGAGAUAGUGCAGAGCUGGAGGCGUCAAUGCCACAGCCAAGCUAAUUUUAGUUUCCAUGGAAAUUAUCCUGGGCAGUCUAACUUGAGGCGGCUCCUAGCAUCGGGGCCUUCAGAAAUGUCAGAUGCUUCAGAAAGAAAGAAGGCCUCACCAGGAUGUCUCAGCAUGUGCUUAAAAAAAAAAUUG